This is a messenger RNA of Triticum dicoccoides, 878 nucleotides long. Its product is annotated as photosystem II reaction center W protein, chloroplastic-like. Gene Ontology annotation, biological process: photosystem II stabilization; photosynthesis. The transcript has 2 exons. The coding region runs from base 62 to 562 and encodes 166 amino acids. The record is from RefSeq and is a predicted model, not a curated record. Gene Ontology annotation, cellular component: chloroplast; photosystem II; chloroplast thylakoid membrane. NCBI's taxonomy places the organism in Eukaryota, Viridiplantae, Streptophyta, Magnoliopsida, Poales, Poaceae.
CAACAAGAAUCUGUGGUGCCAAAGGUGCCAAUUAGUAGCCCCAUCGGACGGCCCGUGAUGAAUGAUGAUGCAGUAUAUAUACUGGCCGGGGCGCCUCUGCCUUCUGCGUACUGCAUACUCACAAUCACAAGUUGGCUCUCCUCUGCAUCUCCCGCGGAGCACGCAUCUAUCAGCAAUGGCGGCCACCUCCAUCGUCGACGUCUUCGCCGCCCGACCGUCGCCGGCUCUAGGGCUGCCUGGGCUGAGACUCACCAGGGCCAAGGGGCUGAGGUGCAGGUGCAGUGUCAGCAAGAAGGCGUCUUCGGCUCUGGCUCCGAUGGUGGCCAAGGGCGCGCCGCUGCUCGCUAAGGCGAGCUGCAUGGCGUCAACAGCCCCGAUGCUGGCCUUGGCUCUGGCGCUGGUGGACGAAGGGAUGUCAGGUGAGCGCGCCGGGCAGAGCAACGACCUGCUGGGGUGGACUCUGCUGCUUGCCUUGGGCCUCGUCUUGUGCUUCUACGCCGUCUACUCCACCACCUUCGACGACGACGACGACCACUCAGGUGCCGGCGGCAUCACGCUCUGAACUCUGAAGUCUCAGCACCACCACCAUCUUGUUAUGCUGCCUGCCUGCCUGCCUGAUCCGUAAAAGCUUUGUGUAAUUAUUAAUUACCAUCAAUCUACUGUAUCAAGCAUGGAUGAACACUGUGUUACUGCAUGAUUACGGUAGGAAAACUGAAGCGAGCUAUAUAUGGCAGUGUUAAACAGCUGCAGACAUUAUGGGUUUGUUGUUGUACCGCGGAUCUCGUCGUCGGUGCAUAGCAAGUUGAGCUGUAUGAAUCUAUGUCGUCUACCUGUUACAAAUCUGGGGUUCUAAUCAAUAUAAGUUGUGUUCAAUCUCA